This is a messenger RNA of Lottia gigantea (owl limpet), 3068 nucleotides long. RefSeq lists its product as hypothetical. The record is from RefSeq and is a predicted model, not a curated record. Gene Ontology annotation, cellular component: phagophore assembly site. Gene Ontology annotation, biological process: macroautophagy. Gene Ontology annotation, molecular function: ubiquitin binding. NCBI's taxonomy places the organism in Eukaryota, Metazoa, Mollusca, Gastropoda, Lottiidae. The coding region runs from base 1 to 2373 and encodes 790 amino acids. The transcript has 11 exons.
AUGAAGAAAAAAGUGGAGAAAAUGUUUGAAAAAGAAAAAAGAAAAGAAGAAAAAUUAAAAAGAAAGUUGGAGAAAUAUGAAGGGUUGAAAGAUUCACCUAAGAAGCGAGAACGAUAUGAACUGAACCAUUCUCCAUUACUUCAUCAUAUCAAAUUCUGCAAUAAAGAGUAUCUAACACUGGGAGCAGCGUUCGUUAGAGAUAUCACCAUACCAGAUGGUACCACAGUUCAACCAGGAACCAAGAUGCAGAAAACAUGGCGGUUGUUGAAUACUGGAACCUGUAUUUGGAGAGAGACCACACGGUUACGUCUAAUGUAUGGUACUAUCCCAGCUAUCAAGACAGAAGUUUCAGUACCUUGUUUAAAACCAGGAGAAGAAGGAGACGUCACAGCAGAACUACUGGCGCCUGAAUUACCAGGUCGGUACCAAAGUCACUGGAAGUUAUUUGAUAAGGGGAUAGCAUUUGGUCACAGAGUUUGGGUCAUGAUAAAUGUGGUACCAAGAGAAAUCCUGGAACCGAAACCAGUGGAACCAUUGAGAGUAGUAGAAGUAAAAACUGAGGAAGAGGAUAAGGAAGUUUCUAAAGCUGCUGAGGCUCCAGAAGAACAGAGAGUGGAAAGAGAUGUUGAAACAAUUACCAUGACAACACAGUCACCCAUGCCACUGUACCGUUUGAUCCCUAGUAUGUUAGAUCAAGUUGAUGACGCUCAAGAACAAGAAUUGGAAGAACCCAAGGAGGGAGUAGUACGUAACAUCUUACAGAUAGUGGACACUCAGCCGAGUCCCAUCAACGAUCUGAAUAAACUCAAUUCAACUGACUCCGGUACCAAGAUUGAAAGUUUAAAUGUUGACGUAACAGAAACAGAUGAUAAAGUAGAAAUGAAUUUAUCGUCUGCUGUAGCAGCCAUGGAGAAAUUGACUGUGUCCGAGGUCAGAACAACACAAGUUGCUAAUGUUGGAAACAAUCUGUUGUCGUUUGAGUUCUUAGACAGGACUCCACCAAAGCAAUCCCAGACUGCAACACCUUCAAACACUCCUCUAGAUGUCAGUCCUCCCAAGUCACCAGUUCCAACAGCGAAACUAGAAACGGUACUAUCAGCCAGUAGUAGUAUGGAACUAGUUAAUGGUGAUUUAGAUGAAUGUGUACCAUUGUUAGGUGAAUAUCCUCAUGAAAGAAUUCAAAGUUUGGAAUUUAAACAGGGAACAGGGUAUGCAGUAGAAGAUGAUAUAGAAUCGCUAUUAAGUUAUUCUGACAGUGACUCCAGCAGUUCAGAUGAUUUUUUCGUGGUUCCUCUACCAGACUGUUUCGAUACCAGUAAACCACUAACCCGCUCCUCUCUUCUACAACCAGGAGAUGUUGAUGAAAAUCAAAAUGAAGUUCAGUCAUGUCAACCUAGCGUGGAUGAUCUACUUCAAGCCUCCACAUCAGAUGAAGCACGACCCCUAACUCCAGAAGUUACUGCCCUUGAAAUUCCCCGUGAUGUACCAAACGUACAGGCUGUUACCAUUAACACCCUAAAUAUUGUUGAGGCUGUUCCAUCAACCUUACAAAUAGUUCCUGACACUAUUCUUGAAAUUCCUCGAGAUGUCUCCAUUUUGAUGCCAGUAACCUGUGACGAGAUUCCACAAUCGGAAGCCAGUUGCGUUGAGACUCAGACCACUAUUGUACAGAACUCGUCUGACGGAGCUGUAGGUAGUGAAUCAAUGGAAGCUCAACAAAUGGAUUCGUCAUGUUAUGCUGCUGCGAGUGGACGGCCAUUAACAGAAGCAGAGCAUCAGACCCAAGUUCUUGAAGUAGCUAAUGGAGGUUCUCAACCAGCUGUAGAGUGUUCUCAAGUUAAUGGUCAAGACGCCUCGGCCACUGCUGGUGGAAGUGCAGAGCAACAAGAAUUUGCUAAACAAUUAUUUGAUGUUGCCAUAACAACAGCUGCUAAUGCUGCAUCUAAUGCCUAUUUCAAAGUAAAGGAAGUCAUUCAUACUUGGCAAGCUAAAGAUCUGGAAAGACAACAACAAACGCAACAACAACAACAAAUUGCCCAAAACAUCAAAGUCAAGAAGGGGUGGGUUCCUCCAAAACAAGAGUUCAAGAUGCCUAAAAAUGAUUGGACACCUCCAGAAGAUACAUUUCAACCCCCAGAGGAUAGCUAUGUACCUCCCCAAAGUACAUGGACUCCACCUCCUGACAAUUACCAACCACCUACAUCUGAAAAUGCAAGGUUGGAACAGCCCCCUAUGGAACAGUUGAUGUCUAUGGGAUUCUGUAAUCGAGAACUCAAUAAGGAGGUGCUGAAGAAAAGCAAUGAUGACGUGAGCAAAGCGAUUUCUCUAAUACUAGAAAGGAAUCAAGAAGAUUGGUCCUCUACGAGACAUUAGUAUCUACUGUAUGAGAUAAUUUAUUCAUUUUAAACUCAAUUGAAGGGGUAUGGUUGUUAAAAUUUUCUUUCUAAAAUGUUUCUAUUUGAUGUAACCUCUUUAUUGCAAAGUUUCCCAUUGAAAAUUAGUGAAAAAUUGCAAGUAUUUUGGAACUUUUUCACUAGUUGCAAAAGAUCAAUUUCAACUAUCUUUGAAUGAAAAUCUGAAUGACAAAUAUUUAAACGACUAUAUCCCUUUAAAGGAAUAGAAUAUGGUCAGUGUCAGAUGUCUUUGACUUGUAUACCUUUCUGUUUUUCUUGUGUAUCUUUUGGCUUUUUAUUGUAUAAUUAUUUUAUUUAUAAUAUGAAUAGAUAUUAUGACACUCUGUAUUGUGCUGCAGAGCAGGCUCACACCACUUGCUUCACCUCAUGCCGCUCUUAGACUGAGAUUGUGAGGUGCUAUCUCUGUUGGACACACCACAUGGUUUGUAACUUUUGAGAGUCCACAUAAGUAAGCUGUAAUGAUGUAAACAUACAGUAAUUGUUUUUGAAUUGAGAGAUUUUGUACAGUAAGAAGUAAAUAGUGUUUGUUAUAUUAGACUUUCAGUAUACAAAAUAUAAAGGCUUUUCUAUAUAAAAUAUAGGCUUUUCUUAAUAAAUGUGAGCUUUUCUAUAAAUGAAUAUAGUUUUCAAUAUAUAAUAUAGUAUCCUUUAUAU